Messenger RNA from Megachile rotundata (alfalfa leafcutting bee), 1060 nucleotides. RefSeq lists its product as uncharacterized. The record is from RefSeq and is a predicted model, not a curated record. Lineage: Eukaryota; Metazoa; Arthropoda; Insecta; Hymenoptera; Megachilidae.
CCGGAUUAUUUAUCUAAAAAAUUAAUAAGCAAAUCAUUCUUGUUUCUAAAAUCAAUUAUACAUACUAAUCUCUGCCUCUUAAAUUUAUUGUUCAAUUAGUUUGUAUGUAACAUAAUGAUCCCACUGGUAUUAUAUAAGUUAAUGAUAAUGUAUUAAAAAAGAUAAUUGAUUAACACUAUUGAACAUACAAUAAAGAAACGUACUAUAUGUAAUAAUAAUGUAAAUAAAAUAAUUCUGUAAACUAUGUAGAAAAACGGAAACAAUUUUUUUUUGCCUACUGCACUGAUGCAGGGAAUUGUUAAUAAAUAAACAUUAGAGCAUCACAGAUGAAAUCUUUGUGUAAAAAUCAUGUAAAUUCUUUUUAUACAAGUUUCCCAGUUUUUUACUGUUCCAUAUUAUCAAGUGUAAAUUAAAUCAUGGCAACUGGAGGAAUUUGCGACGCACGAUGUCAGGCAUUUUGGACUACGAUGAUACGAAGAGAAGAAGCGAUGCGAAUCAGAUGGUUUCUGAAGAACCAACAAAAACUGUUAGCUCGCUUAGAAAAGUCGAAGCAAAUUUCAAUGUCGCCUACGCGGGAAGCAGACAAACCACAAAGCGUGGACACUAUACGUUUAAAACCUUUGCCGAACUGGAGACCCAUGGAACCGGACGGUUCUAUUAACAUGAAUAUAAUGAAACCAAUUGACCCUGAAGUAAGAGCCAUUUUGUACGAAAACGCUCCAAGUUUUAUCGCUGCUGAAAAUUACGCUCGUGAAAGAUUAAAAGAUAGCCCAGAAGAUCGCUAUUACUAUCCGGAUUGCACAAGUUGGGUACACGGAUGGCGCCUUACGGAUUAUCCACCCGUUCCACGAAGCAAAGUCGGAUCAAGAAAUGUCUUGAUACGUGAAUUUUAUCAUCCGAGAAUAUCGAGCCUCCAAAAUGACCCAGAAUGGUACCGUUCGUCCCAAAAAACGCUGAAUAAAUGUAACAAUACAAGUUAAUGGACAUAUGCCACAAUGUUUCACAAAUUUGUAAUAGUAAGUACUAUACAUUUUCUCUUUCUCUUUGUGUUUAAUUUUUU